UUAAAAAAGUGUCUGAUUUCACAGAGUCCACUUCCUGCCCCUUGUAGCAACACUCCCAGAAACUGAAACCAGCUGGCCCCGUAAAUCACAGAUUGUAUGCAUGUGCUCCUGAAGGAUUUGAAUGCUGAUCACCUGAAAAAGAGCACAACUCUCAGUGAAAGAUCCAAGGAUUUGUGUGUUUGUAGUUCCAGGGCUGAAGUGAAAAAACAGAAGGAGAAAAGCUCUGUUCUUUUUUGCAUUCCUUAUAAAACCAAACAUGGCAUCUUCCAUGAGGAGCUUGAUCUCAAACCAUAGCCGAUAUGUUGAAUCUUUCCGUCUGUUCCUUGAGAAUUCAACAGAGCAUGAGUGCAUGCUGGAAUUCAUUGAGAAGAAGCUGCCAGACAUAAUAUCAAGCAUUGGCAAUGGAAAGUCUGCAAUCAAUAUUCUCAGUGUAGGUGGUGGGGCAGGUGAAAUUGACCUGCAGAUUCUUUCAAAAGUGCAGGCCAGACAUCCAGGAGUUGCCAUUAACCAUGAGGUGAUAGAACCAAGUGAUGAACAAAUCUGCCACUACAAAGACCGUGUAGCUAAGACAUCAAAGCUAGAGAAUGUAAAGUUUACCUGGCACAAAGAGACAUCGUAUGAAUAUGAAAAACGAAUGAAUGCGAGACAAGAGUUUCAAAAAUGGGACUUCAUUCACAUGAUUCAGAUGCUUUAUUAUGUGCAAGACAUCGCUGCUACUAUCCGAUAUUUUCAUAGUCUCCUGGAUGCUAAGGCCAAGCUGCUCAUUAUUAUUGUAUCAGGAUCCAGUGGCUGGGACACACUGUGGAAGAAAUAUGGAUCUCUCUUACCACUAAAUGCUCCUAGCUGUUAUGUUUCAUCUGCAGACGUCAAAAAGGUACUCGAUAUGGAGGGGCUGAAGUACCAGCUUUUUGAGCUUCCAUCCAGUAUGGAUAUAACAAAUUGCUUUAUUGAAGGAAAUAAAGAUGGGGAGCUUCUGCUGGAUUUUUUGACAGAAACUUAUGAGUUUAGCAAAACUGCUCCACUUCAUUUGAAAAACGCAAUAAUGGAAGAUCUGAAAAAACCUGAAUGCAGUGAAGAGAGAGACAGAAAGGUCUUUUUUAAUAAUAACCUGAGUGCAAUAGUGAUUGAGCCAUAAAUAAGUGCUACUGGAUUUCUCAGCCCAUAAGCACUGUAAAAGCUCUGCAUGUUUUGUAGACUGGUACAUUUACUGGGGUACUGAUAAACAUAUUAGAAAUAUUAGAAGGUAUGAAAGCAGUAGCUGUUUUACAAAUGUAUAUCUAUGUAUUGCUAAUUCUUUACUAAUAUAUGAAUGAAUAACUUGCUGAAUAGUGAACUCCCUUUAGUUAUACAAUAGCUUUAUAAUCAAAAUGCAUGUAAGUGGGACUGUUAAUUAAAACCCAGCAAGGACCAAAAUAUAAACUUCAGCCUAAUGUUUAAUAAUGAACUUGAAGACAUUUGAUCACUGUGAUUGAAAUGCUCUGUAUAGUCAAAAUAUUUUUCUUAAAAGCAAUACAUCUGGAAACCUCCCUUUUUCCUCUUAUAGUUUAUAAACUCCCAUUCCAAAAGUACUGAUCUUGCUCCUGGCUCCUCAGCUGCUAAUGGUUUUUGACGUUAUUAUGACACUACCAUCAAAAUGACACAACCUCCAGUUAUUGUUCUAGUACCCUCUCAUCUUGUGCAAACAUCACUUGGCCUAUUUGUCAACAUCACUUAAUAGUACUGCUUUACUGUUUCCAUAUUUCCAGAUUUAAUUUAUAUUGUUUUACCUACUACUUACCUUCUCAUACUUCUCUUCUUCUUAUCUUCUUGUAUCUUCUCAUAUUGUCUCAUUGUCAGUACUUCUAUACAGAAAAGUCUCUGUUAUUCGGUACUUCAACUGGACUACCUUAUUAACUGGAAUUUCGGCACCGUGCCACUCUGCACCGCAUGCGGUGGGACGCACACAGCGUGGUGCUACGCCACAAGUGGCGGGACACACAUGGCACCGCACCAUGCCACUUUGCCUCCUGCUGCAAAGGAAAGCUCACAUGCGGCAGCUGCCACUGCUCACCACCCUGCGCGGCCACCUCCACCCCCUUUCCCCCUUGCUCUGUGUCUGGUCAGAAACCCUGUACCUCAGCUAACCAUCACUUUUAGCUUACCAGCACCCCCGUUCCUCACUCAUGCCGGAUAACAGGGAUUUUACUGUGUUCUGCACAUAUAAAUACCAGAUCAACUAACACUCAUAGCCGAUUCUCAGAACCAUUAAUACCAUACUCAGCUUGGCACAUUAUUGUAGAUGAUCCUCAGCAAUGGCAAGCACUACUUCCAUACAAACAAACGUACAUUAGCUGGUCACCUCAGACCCCCAGAUUUCUGACAUGGAUUGGAUGAUGCAGUUAGAAAGCAAAUCCUCUGGUCAGGAUGAGUUGAUCUCCAAGUUUAGCGUAACAUGGUUUCCUGUGUUUGUGUUUUUAGUUAGAUACAUAUGCACUCUCCCAGUUUUCUAUCUUUGAAGCUUUGUGUAGCAAACACUGAAUAAGGUUUGUAGGCUCUAUAAUGUAUAAGAUGUAAAAUAAAACUUAGAGUACAAAACUGA
Messenger RNA from Gavialis gangeticus (Gharial), 2578 nucleotides. Its product is annotated as histamine N-methyltransferase-like. The transcript is spliced from 8 exons. The record is from RefSeq and is a predicted model, not a curated record. Gene Ontology annotation, molecular function: N-methyltransferase activity. Lineage: Eukaryota; Metazoa; Chordata; Crocodylia; Gavialidae. Bases 257 to 1135 code for a protein of 292 amino acids.